Vollenhovia emeryi is the source of this 1903-nucleotide messenger RNA. It is a transcript of the gene Yip1d1, whose product is annotated as protein YIPF5. Lineage: Eukaryota; Metazoa; Arthropoda; Insecta; Hymenoptera; Formicidae. Gene Ontology annotation, cellular component: trans-Golgi network. Bases 355 to 1158 code for a protein of 267 amino acids. The transcript is spliced from 2 exons. The record is from RefSeq and is a predicted model, not a curated record. Gene Ontology annotation, biological process: endoplasmic reticulum to Golgi vesicle-mediated transport; vesicle fusion with Golgi apparatus.
UCUCAUCGUUUCCGCUCCUUCUCUUGAGUAAAGUUUCCUUCAGAGAAAACGGUUUCGAAGCCUAAGAAAAAUUACACGUACCUUGUACUCCCUGUUCGAGAAACGUUGCUUCGCAAGAUGCGGGGGCAGGUUGCCGCUUUACCGAGAGUCGCUACAAGCGCGCUGCGAUCAGCUGCGAUGUCCGGUAACAACGUCGUCGACGUUACUUCGCAGCGCUGGAUCCAAACCUAACCUAACCUAACCUGCGCCACGGUCGGUGUGUGUGUUGUCUCGAGUCGCUCGGAUCCCUGGCUGGGCCUGGCUGGGUGGAAUUCGCUGAGAGACAAGAACGAGCGCAUCGAUAACGGCGACGGGAUGUCCGGGUACGCCGGUCAGGACAGCAAUUACUGGGCCCAGCAGCAGCAGUCGCCGCCGCAGCCGCCGCAGGGCCAGUUCAACUUCGAGGCGUCCGGUUUCGGUCAACCUAACCAACAAUUCGAGUUCCAGACGUACGAGCAGAUGCCCGGCGAUUACUCGUACGGGCAGAAGAGCUUCCUGGACCCCACGCAGAGCCCGUACAGCGGCAGCCUGUUCGCGCAGGACGACUAUACGAAAGGCACCACCGGCUUCGGGGAGGAGGAGGACGAGCCGCCCCUGCUGGAGGAGCUCGGCAUCGAUCCCGAUCGGAUAAUACAGAAGACUCUGGCUGUGUUGAAUCCCUUCCACAGGAAAGGGCAGAUCGACGACGCGAGUUACCUGCUGCAGGACUCGGAUCUGGCGGGGCCCGUGGCGUUCUGCCUGGUCCUCGCGGCGUUUCUCCUACUGGCUGGCUCCAAGGCGCACUUCGGCUACGUGUACGGACUGGCCAUGACCUCCUGCAUACUCAUGUACAUUCUGCAAUCCCUGAUGAGCAGCAGCAGCAACAACAUCACUCUGUCGUCGGUCGCGUCCGUGCUGGGCUACUGCCUGCUGCCGGUGGUCGUUCUGGCGGGCCUCAGUAUCUUCACCACGCUGCGAGGUCCGAUGGGCCUGGUCCUGGCGGUCCUGGCUGUCGCCUGGGCGUCCCUCUCUGCUUCUAGACUCUUCUCCACCAUGUCGGGGGAAGAAGACCAGAAGCUUCUCAUAGCGUAUCCGUGUUUGCUUCUCUACGGCGUAUUUACGUUGAUAAUUAUAUUUUAAGUAAGGAAUUUAUAUUGGCUGUAUAUACAGGUUUCAUGCCUGACUGCAAAUAAACCUCUCGGAUCUGCGCAGGAAGCAUAUUUUGUUUUUACACAUAGAUUGGUGCCAAUGAUUAUGUAAUAAGGCAAAAUUUAUCUCUACCCUUUGUCGAUGCAGUGGAUUUUAUCGUGUUUUUAAAUCGUUUCCCGAAUUAUAUGUCUUGAUAAGCACGUUUUGGCAGACAUGCUUAUUUCGUAUGUGGCGAUAACAUAUGAGCGUACGUUAUGUUUAGUGCUAACAUUCAAUUAAACCAUUUUUGUUAUACAAUUUCUAAAUAAAAUUUAUGAUAUUAACUUAUGUUAUCCUUGUCCAAAUCUUGUCGCUCGUGGGCUGUAAGGCUAUUUUAAUUAAUUAUUAAAUAACGAAUUGUUUCUAGAGUAUCAUCACUAUGUUAAUUUCAUGCCCAGUGUUUACACGUAUAUUUAGUUGCCCUUAAUUAAAAAUGUAUUUUUCACUUAGCACGCGACAUGUUAAAACUUUAUAAACAAUAUGACUAUGUACAACAUUUGAAUAACUUCGAUAAAACGAUCGAUUCAGGAAUAAAAAUAUGCAAAGCACAAGGAAAUUGUAGCAACGAUCGAAUAUUCGUGACUUUUCGAUGUAUCAAGAUAUUGUAAUAAAUUUACGUUGGCAAAACACGAGAUAUGUAUAUUUUUAUAACGUUGCAAUAUUCUAAUGUAUCCAAAUAAAAUAUUCAAUCAGGAAA